AUGACUGCAGCUGUUGACACGGCUGGUGUCAUGACUGCAGCUGUUGACACGGCUGGUGUCAUGACUGCAGCUGUUGACACGGCUGGUGUCAUGACUGCAGCUGUUGACACGACUGGUGUCAUGACUGCAGCUGUUGACACGGCUGGUGUCAACAUUCCAACAAUACACCAUUUCCCCCACACAUGCUCCUUUGAUCUGCACACGACUCCUGUACACGCGAGUCUGCUCAACACCUGCACACCGUACACACGUCUGCUCAACACCUGCACACCGUACACACGUCUGCUCAACACCUGCACACCGUACACACGUCUGCUCAACACCUGCACACCGUACACACGUCUGCUCAACACCUGCACACCGUACACAUGUCUGCUCAACACCUGCACACCGUACACACGUCUGCUCAACACCUGCACACCGUACACACGUCUGCUCAACACCUGCACACCGUACACACGUCUGCUCAACACCUGCACACCGUACACACGUCUGCUCAACACCUGCACACCGUACACAUGUCUGCUCAACACCUGCACACCGUACACACGUCUGCUCAACACCUGCACACCGUACACAUGUCUGCUCAACACCUGCACACCGUACACACGUCUGCUCAACACCUGCACACCGUACACACGUCUGCUCAACCCCUGCACACCGUACACACGUCUGCUCAACACCUGCACACCGUACACAUGUCUGCUCAACACCUGCACACCGUACACAUGUCUGCUCAACACCUGCACACCGUACACAUGUCUGCUCAACACCUGCACACCGUACACACGUCUGCUCAACACCUGCACACCGUACACACGUCUGCUCAACACCUGCACACCGUACACACGUCUGCUCAACACCUGCACACCGUACACACGUCUGCUCAACACCAGCACACCGUACACACGUCUGCUCAACACCUGCACACCGUACACAUGUCUGCUCAACACCUGCACACCGUACACAUGUCUGCUCAACACCUGCACACCGUACACACGUCUGCUCAACACCUGCACACCGUACACACGUCUGCUCAACACCUGCACACCGUACACACGUCUGCUCAACACCUGCACACCGUACACACGUCUGCUCAACACCUGCACACCGUACACACGUCUGCUCAACACCUGCACACCGUACACACAUCUGCUCAACACCUGCACACCGUACACACGUCUGCUCAACACCUGCACACCGUACACACGUCUGCUCAACACCUGCACACCGUACACACAUCUGCUCAACACCUGCACACCGUACACACGUCUGCUCAACACCUGCACACCGUACACACGUCUGCUCAACACCUGCACACCGUACACACGUCUGCUCAACACCUGCACACCGUACACACAUCUGCUCAACACCUGCACACCGUACACACGUCUGCUCAACACCUGCACACCGUACACACAUCUGCUCAACACCUGCACACCGUACACACGUCUGCUCAACACCUGCACACCGUACACACAUCUGCUCAACACCUGCAUGGGUAAAAUAAGUGCACGAAUACACAUGCAUUACGCCUAG
Messenger RNA from Procambarus clarkii (red swamp crayfish), 1539 nucleotides. The record is from RefSeq and is a predicted model, not a curated record. Lineage: Eukaryota; Metazoa; Arthropoda; Malacostraca; Decapoda; Cambaridae.